UUGGGGGGCUAUUGUUUACAUUUGGUCUCCUCAUUUUCACUAAAUGUUAUGUGUUCUGCAGUAUUCCCACAAUUGUUAGAUAAAGUCAAGAUAAUGCAACCUCGUCCGUCUGACUCGGGUCAACCGUCUGCACAGUGUUAAAAACUACAACAACCAGUUCACCCAGCGAAAUUAACCCAUCCGCAUUUUCUCUGGAUGAUGCGCGCAGAAAAAUAGGGCGUCGUGGAAACUGCCUCAUUCAUUCGCGGAGGACAAUCACUGUUCUUAAAGACGCAGGCGAGCGACCCACGUCCACAGGAGCGAGAGAGGGAAAAAGAAGUGGGGGAGAGGAGGAAAAAAAAGGGCAUUUUGACUUCAUUCCUGUGCAAGAGAGGAGAAGUUCCGCUGCACGCAGAGAGAAGGCACGUUAUUGUAGGAGGAUAUGGCCAAGUUUUUCCGUGCUGCUGUUUUGGGUCCACCGGGAUCUGGAAAAGGCACGAUCUGCAAGAGGAUUGCUCACAGCUUUGGCCUGCAGUACCUGUCCAGUGGCCACUUUCUACGCGAGGGCAUAGCAGCCAACACAGAGGCAGGCGUGCUGGCGAAGACCUACAUAGAGAGAGGCAUGCUGGUACCUGACCAGGUGAUGACCAGGCUGAUGCUGCCCAAACUGGAGCAGCUGAGGAACCACAGCUGGCUGCUAGAUGGUUUCCCCCGCACCCUGGCACAAGCUCAGGCCCUGAACGAUCUCUAUCAGAUGGACUUGGUCAUAAGCCUCAACAUUCCCUAUGCGACGCUGAGCGAGAGGCUGAGUGACCGCUGGAUCCACCCCGCCAGCGGCAGAGUUUACAACUUGGGAUUCAACCCCCCUCGAGUUCAGGGUAAAGAUGACGUGACCGGGGAGCCACUGAUUCAGCACGAUGAUGACAAGCCAGAAGCUCUGGUGGCACGACUCCGACACUACAAGGAACUGGCCAAGCCUGUUAUAGACCUGUACAAAUCACAAGGAGUCCUGCACUCAUUUUCGGGAACAGAAACUGACAAGAUUUGGCCUUACAUCAACUCUCUCCUCAGCACCAAGAUGCACACGCAGCCGUCAGACGCCCCUCCAACCCAAACGCCCUGACUGAUUCGCGAGAAGGGACCACGGAGAAGCAAGAGGAAGUUGAUUUGUAUGUUUUGUUACAUGCUGGAGUGAGAUUCCAAGGAAAUGCACAAGAGACAAAUCCACAUGUUGAUUGAUUUUGAUGAAUAGUUGUGUGGAAACAUUUCCAAAGCUUUGUACUUAAGAUUGCCAUAAAUUCCUAAUAAUCACUUUGAAAAAUGUUGUUGCUUCUACGGGUUUUCAAAGAACUGUCUUUUUUUCCCCUUUCCUAAAUGACUUUUCCUAUUUUCAAUCAUACUUGCAGAAUCAAAAGGCAGAAUAAAAAAAGGUAAAUAGAAAUCUUUUUUUUUAAAUGGCAGUUUAGAUGUAUUCUAUAAACCAAAAAUUAAGGGGUGGUAUAUCAAAAGUCACAACAGACCCUUAAACAAAAUGCUUUAUUAAUGUAGAUAUUUCAACUGUGCUCCAGUUUUGGGCUGGAAAAGCAGUUGGAUUUGCUAAUUGUUAUUCUCAGUAAUCAGGCAACAAUUAACAAUUCAAGCUAGCAACUGCAUUUUUUAAAAUGUUUUUUUUCUUCAUUAAAACACUGUAGCAAGUUUUUACUGGCAGUGUGAAAAGAACUGUGUGUGUGUGCCUGACUUAAUGAGAUGCAAAACUUGUGUAAACAAGUUGAUACUGCAGCUAUCGCUGUGUUUUAUUUGUGCAGCAGCCAUAUUGGAUUUUGAGGUGGAGGGUUGGUGAGGACCCUCUGACCUUCUGAGUUGGACCUCCAUCUUCGGUGGGGACUCCAUUUGAUUUUUUCCCACCUUUAAACUUGGAAAUUUUGACCUUGUGGGACAAGUGAAAAGUUUUCUUCUCAUAUUUUGUCUCUGAAUGUGCCUGACGGCAGCUGUAGUGAUCCUUUAGCAAACAUAAGUCGUCUGUUACAAAUGCGCUAACGAUUUUUUUUCUUUUUCCUUUAUUUUUUUUGCUGGGUUUUGACCCUUUUCUGUACACAGUAUAUUUUCAGAGGUAUUGGGAACUGUGUAAACAUCUUUGGGUUGUUGCUGGAUUAGUUCAAGAAGCCUUCACAGUUUCGCUGCAGGCAUUAAAGUGAAUUCAUUGAAUGUUACAUUUCUCAAAAUGUACUCUGAUGUAGCCUUCUGUGUAUCUAUGAAAGGGGCCUUUUUUUUAGGAUUCUGACACUGUUGCAGUCUUGUUUUUUUUCCUGUGUCUUAAAUCAAUCAUCGGUGUAGAAUGAAUCUUUGUUGCCUUCGCUUUGCAACUAUUUGCCCUGGAGAAUAGUUUAGGUGUCAUCAGUUAAAGUUUGCCUUUUGUAAUAACUUAGGAAACUAUUAAAAAAAUUUCAGCAGCUGACGAACAAAGACAAGCUUGAAUCGCUUUUCCAGUUCUGUGGCCUUUUAGUUUUUUGCAACUUAUGACCAAAUAUUUUGAAGUUCCAGCUUGAAGCUUGCAAAUGGCAGCUUUUAAUCUGUGACUGGCUGUAAAGGGCAGAGAACCCGUUUUCAUUUUUGGGAUCUAUGUAUAACUGAUACUGGGUAUUUCUCUUUUGGUUGUCCCCCUGACUGUAGAUAGAGCACCAAAGGAAAAGGAGCCGCAGUUCAAGAGGCACCAGCUUGCUUCAGGUGUAGUUUCUGUUGUGUGGUCCUGCACCUGCUGAGCUCCAUGCAGGUUCUUGAGUGAAUGGUUGUGCUGCUAAAGCGGUAAAACUAUACAAUGCCAUGCUACACAGCUUUUCUGUAACACCACAGAGACCUUUCUGUUUUCACAUGAUGCGGUAGAAAGAAGUUACAUUCCAAGAACAAUAAAACUAUUGUCCAAAGCA
Messenger RNA from Fundulus heteroclitus (mummichog), 2903 nucleotides. It is a transcript of the gene ak4, whose product is annotated as adenylate kinase 4. Gene Ontology annotation, biological process: nucleobase-containing compound metabolic process. The transcript is spliced from 6 exons. The record is from RefSeq and is a predicted model, not a curated record. Lineage: Eukaryota; Metazoa; Chordata; Actinopteri; Cyprinodontiformes; Fundulidae. Gene Ontology annotation, molecular function: nucleoside diphosphate kinase activity; AMP kinase activity; ATP binding. The coding region runs from base 422 to 1102 and encodes 226 amino acids. Gene Ontology annotation, cellular component: mitochondrion; cytoplasm.